Messenger RNA from Pestalotiopsis fici W106-1, 1047 nucleotides. RefSeq lists its product as uncharacterized. The transcript has 3 exons. The record is from RefSeq and is a predicted model, not a curated record. Bases 1 to 1047 code for a protein of 348 amino acids. Gene Ontology annotation, molecular function: dioxygenase activity. NCBI's taxonomy places the organism in Eukaryota, Fungi, Ascomycota, Sordariomycetes, Amphisphaeriales, Sporocadaceae.
AUGGCACCUAAAAACGCGCGAUACUUCAAGCACGAAGGCAAAGACAUUCCGAUCCUCGAUCUUGAAACCAUUGACUUUGAAAAGUUAGUCUGCAACGACAUCGAUGAAGUUCAGAGACUACUCAAGUCCUGCCAAAAUGAAGGAUUCUUCUACUUGGAUCUUCGCAGUAUCAACGGUCGCCGUCAGAUUGACGAUAAAGAUCGACUGCUUGGUUUCAUGCGCCGCUUCUUUCACUCCAAAUUUGCUGAUAAAAACGAGAUUGGGCUCCCAGAGCAGAAGCACGGUUAUGAGCCGAUUGGCUUGCAUGCCGGGCUCGAUAAUGAUAGCAGAGAUGGCUAUGAAUGCUUGAAGGUCUCUCUUUCUGAAUUGUCGAAGGAUACCGACCUUAACCUUCCACGAAUCAUCAACAACAACGAUGUCAAGAUUCUUCGAGACUUUGCUGCUGGUGGGGAUUUGAUCACCAAGACAAUGCUAUCUUGUCUCUCCAACGUGCUUGGUCUGACCGGCGAAAACCGCUUCGAGUCUUUCCAUCGAAACUGGAGGCCCUCCAAUAGUACCCUCGCAAUGUUUCGUUACAUUCCUAGCGAAGAGACUGAGACCCAUGCCCCUGGCCAAAAGUCCACCGGUCACCAGCAGCACACUGAUAUUGGUUCUUUCACCCUCUUGUUCAGCGACCAGUAUGGGCUUCAGGUCCAGCCCGCCAACGAAGCAAACGCAGAGUUUGGCUUCGUGGAGCCGCGUGAUGGGCAUGCGAUCAUAAACGUUGGAGAUUCUCUACGAUUCGCCUCAGGCCACCAACUUUACUCUUGCAUCCAUCGAGUAGUUCCUUUGAACGAGGAACGGUAUUCGAUUGCUUAUUUCUUGCGUCCGGAGGUUGAUAAAACAUUCCGAGACAGCGAGGGCCGCACUCUGACCGCUGGCCAGUGGCAUGACGAAAAGUAUGAAGUUUUCGCAUCUACACAUGAGGAUCAGGCCACCAAGGUCCCAAAGACAAUGCUUUUGGGCGGAAUGCCCGAGCGUAUCGCUCAAGGUGUAUUGGUUGGGUGA